GAUGGACCCGUUCGAGGACAUGCUGCGGCGGCUACGGGAGGCCUUCGGCUCGGGGCGGACACAGGAGGCGGAGUUCCGGGCCACCCAGCUCAAGGGCUUGGGCCGCUUCCUGGAGGAGAACAAGCAGCUUCUGCAGGAGGCGCUGGUGCAGGACCUGCGCAAGAUGGUCUUCGAGUCGGAGGUGUCUGAGUUCAGCAUCUGCCAGGGCGAGAUUAACUUGGCCCUCAAGAACCUGCAGGCCUGGAUGAAGGACGAGGAAGUAACCAAGAACCUGGCCACGCAGCUGGACUCCGCCUUCAUCCGCAAGGAGCCCUUCGGCCUGGUGCUCAUCAUCACGCCCUGGAACUACCCGGUGAACCUGACCCUGGUGCCCCUGGUGGGCGCCCUCGCCGCGGGGAACUGCGUGGUGUUGAAGCCCUCUGAGAUCAGCGGGAACACUGGGAAGGUCCUGGCCGAGGUGCUGCCCCGGUACCUGGACCAGAGCUGCUUUGCUGUGGUGACAGGCGGGCCCAAGGAGGUGCAGCAGCUGCUGGAACACAAGUUUGACUACAUCUUCUUCACAGGGAGCUCUCGAGUUGGCAAGAUUAUCAUGGCCGCAGCCACCAAGCACCUGACGCCCGUCACGCUGGAGCUGGGGGGCAAGAACCCCUGCUACGUGCACGACGACUGCGACCCCCAGACCGUGGCCAACCGUGUGGCCUUCUUCCGCUACUUAAACACCGGCCAGACCUGCGUGGCCCCCGACUACGUCCUGUGCAGCCCCGAGAUGCAGGAGCGGCUGGUGCCCGCCCUGCAGAGCGCCAUCACCCGGUUCUACGGCGACGACCCCAAGAGCUCCCCCGACCUGGGCCGCAUCAUCAACGACAAGCAUUUCCAGCGGCUCCAGGGCCUGCUGGGCAGCGGCCGUGUGGCCAUCGGGGGCCAGAGCGACAGCAGCGACCGCUACAUCGCCCCCACGGUGCUGGUGGACGUGCAGGAGACGGAGCCGGUGAUGCAGGAGGAGAUCUUCGGGCCCAUCCUGCCCAUCGUGACUGUGAGGAGCCUGGACGAGGCCAUCGACUUCAUCAACCGCCGGGAGAAGCCCCUGGCCCUGUACGCCUUCUCCAACAGCCAGCAGGUGGUCAAGGAGGUGCUGUUCCGGACCAGCAGCGGGGCCUUCUGUGGGAACGACGGCUUCAUGUACAUGACCCUCUCCAGCCUGCCCUUCGGAGGAGUGGGUGCCAGCGGCAUGGGCAAAUACCAUGGCAAGUUCACCUUCGACACCUUCUCCCACCACCGCGCCUGCCUGCUGCGCUACUCCGGGAUGGAGAAGGUUAACUCCAUCCGCUACCCGCCCUACUCGCCUCAGAAGCUGAGGGUGCUGCUGAUGGCCAUGGAGACCCACAGCUCCAGCUGCACCCUGCUCUGAGCCCACCCCAGGCACUGGGGCACCAAGGGUCCCUCCUGGCUCAUGUCCAAGUCCUACGCUGUCCCCUGUGGCUGGAGGAGACACAACCUAGGGUCCAGGGCAUAAGAAGGAAGGACCUGCCAAGGCCACAGCCCAUCCCAGAGCAUUUCCUUCUGCCUCUCCUGGCCCUCAGCUGCCCCCUAAGCAGGACGGGCUACAGUGAGGGAGUGUGCGAGACCUCCACCAGCCACCUGCGUCCUGGGCAAACGUAAGCGCCUCUGCCUGUGGAAAGUGCGGCAGAAGGGGCAACGACAUCUGGUCCGGGCCAUAUCGUGGACCUGCUGUGGCCCAGGCUGCCUCUGUCCUGAGCUGCUCCCCACCUGUGCAAUGGAAGCAACUAACAAAUGGCAUCUCUGAAAUGGUUGUGAGAUCAAAUUUAGGAGCUUAAUAAACAUGCAUUGCUGUC
This is a messenger RNA of Pteronotus mesoamericanus, 1853 nucleotides long. RefSeq names its product aldehyde dehydrogenase 3 family member B1 (gene ALDH3B1). Gene Ontology annotation, biological process: aldehyde metabolic process. The transcript is spliced from 9 exons. Bases 2 to 1408 code for a protein of 468 amino acids. The record is from RefSeq and is a predicted model, not a curated record. Lineage: Eukaryota; Metazoa; Chordata; Mammalia; Chiroptera; Mormoopidae. Gene Ontology annotation, cellular component: cytoplasm. Gene Ontology annotation, molecular function: 3-chloroallyl aldehyde dehydrogenase activity; aldehyde dehydrogenase (NAD+) activity.